Molecule: messenger RNA, 1206 nt
Organism: Sclerotinia sclerotiorum 1980 UF-70
Lineage: Eukaryota; Fungi; Ascomycota; Leotiomycetes; Helotiales; Sclerotiniaceae
Exons: 3
Coding region: 1-1206 (401 amino acids)
Source: RefSeq, a predicted model, not a curated record
AUGUUUUUCCUUUGGUCAGUGAUUAUUGGCCUUGCAACGGUCUCUUCAGCUCAUUAUUCAGAUGAGCUGGAUUGUACCGGGAUCAAUGGAAUCAAGCCUCAAUGUGAAUCGAAGGAGUCGUCCUACAAACGCGAUGUCUUCUGGGUUGGGGGGCGUUAUGUAAAUGCUGCCAUUGGAUUGUUGACAUAUGAUCAAAUGUAUGUUGAGAAAUUGACGCCUCAUAGGGGUAUCAAAAAGCCUUAUCCUUUGGUCUUAUUUCAUGGUGGAGGAGUGUCUGGCGCGACAUGGCUCAAUACACCUGACAAUCGUAAAGGAUUUGCAUCGAUGUUCUUGGAUCAUGGAUAUCAAGUAUACAUCGUCGAUCAGACAAGUGUAGGACGUGGAACUCAAGAAGAUUUAGUAGGGUAUCCUUUGAGAAUUGGAUCAACUGCAAAUAUUAGUGAGGUUGGUUUCACUGCCCCACAAAUCGCAAACUCCUACCCGCAAAGUCAACUGCAUACUCAAUGGCCCGGGACUGGACUUCGUGGAGAUCCUAUAUUUGAUGCUUUCGAAAGUGGAUUUAUGCCUUUGACCAACAACAACACUCGACAAGAAAUAUCCAUGCGCGCAGCUGGUUGUGAACUUCUUCAGCUCAUUGGUCCCUCAUUCCUGAUCUCUCAUUCUAUCGGCGCAAUUCAUCCAAUUGUGAUUUCAGAUGAAUGUCCAUAUUUGGUGCUUGGUAAUGUGAAUCUCGAACCAGGAAAUAUUCCCUUCGAAUCAUAUACCGGGAACCAAACAUCUUCUGUCGGAAGAACAGUUGCUCGUCCAUUUGGUUUGACCGUUGCCAAUCUCAAUUAUGAUCCUCCUAUUUCCAGUUCCACCGAGCUCAUUACCGAGACGGUUGGUGAAGACACCCCGGAGAGAAGAUCGUGCAUACAACAAAGUAGUACCGCCCAAAACUACACCAUCCAUACUCUCCCCAAUAUAGCCAAGGUCCCAUAUGUCGCAUUCACCGGUGAAGCCUCUCCUCACAUUACGUAUGAGCAUUGUGUAAUCAAUUAUCUCAACCAAGUUGGAGUAAAAGCCGAUUGGAUCAAGAUGGCUGAUGCCGGCGUUCAUGGCAAUGCUCAUUUCGGAUUUCUGGAGAAGAAUAAUGUCGAAUAUUUCAAGGUCGUUGAGAAGUGGAUCAAGAAGGCAUCGAGAGGAAUUGGUUCAUACAAUUCCUGA